AUGGAAAUGAAUGUUGCUAUUAUAUUCCUGAUACUUUGUAUUCAACAUUGUAUUCCGCAAGCUUAUACAGCCUGUUUAAAUUCUGGAAAAGCUUUAUGUUUGUGCUGUAAAUCAAAUCAACCAGCAACAAAAUGUAAACGUUUGGAUUUUCCACAACCAAUGAUAGUUGGUGCACCACGCUAUUGUUGUAUUCCUGCGAGAAGCGCCGACCUUCAUAAUGUAACAUGUACUCAUCUAUUAACAAAUCAAUCGUUUAAAAUUCACUAUGCAUGUGCUUAUCCACCGACAGAAUGUCCAGAAAAAGCAGAACUAGAUCAGCAGCCACAACGACAGCGACAACCGAGCAGACAACAACCAUUGGACAAUAAACAGCAAGAACAGCGACCGCAAGAUAGCGACGGUGGUGAUACAGUUUUCGUUACGUUAUCAAUUCGAUUUUAA
Molecule: messenger RNA, 441 nt
Organism: Didymodactylos carnosus
Lineage: Eukaryota; Metazoa; Rotifera; Eurotatoria; Philodinida; Philodinidae
Source: the annotation of a GenBank genome assembly